This is a messenger RNA of Blumeria graminis f. sp. triticale, 993 nucleotides long. NCBI's taxonomy places the organism in Eukaryota, Fungi, Ascomycota, Leotiomycetes, Helotiales, Erysiphaceae. The record is from the annotation of a GenBank genome assembly.
AUGUGGCGAGAUCGUACCAACCUUUACAUAUCUUACCGGCAAUCAUACGCUUACCAUCCUUCUAAAAAGCUUAAGACUACCCGUCCCAACAAUGGAUUCGAUACGGUAUCGUCGCCUUCUGAGCGACAAGGUCUCAUGUCUGCCAGCGCUUUUGAGGAUGAUGGAGAUGCUUUGAUUGAAAUGGAUCUUUUACCUCCACGCUGGGCAGAUAUAUCAGAAGACGUAGAUGAAUACCUUGCAGGAAUUUCAACAAAAUGCCAGAAGUUGGAAAGCCUUCACCAAAAGCACGUCUUGCCAGGAUUUGAUGAUGAAGAGGUAAAGAGGAAAGAAGAAAUACAAAUUGAGCGAAUAACACAAGAAAUAACAAAGGGAUUUCAUGAUUGCCAGAAAGCCAUACAAAGGAUAGACUUACUGGUAAGAGAAGGUAAAGCACAAGGAGGUUUGAGUCGGGGUGAAGAGGUAAUGGCCAAAAAUAUUCAGAUCUCCCUCGCUGGUAAAGUACAGGAGGCGAGUGCAAACUUCCGGAAGAAACAGAGUGCAUAUCUGAAAAAAUUACGUGGGAUGUCAGGAGUAACUAUUCCAAUAUCUGAUAGAUCCACCAUACCACUGAAUACACUCACUGACCGCUCAGCUCAAGAAUCUGAUGCAGAUAAAUUCUAUUCGCAAUCAGCACUUCAGCAAACAACAAUAUCUAAUGAUACCGCCAUUAAUCAGCGCGAACGGGAAAUCAGUGAUAUCGCACAAGGAAUUAUAGAAUUAGCUGAUAUAUUCAAGGAACUUCAAACUAUGAUUAUAGAUCAAGGAACCAUGCUAGAUCGAAUUGAUUAUAAUGUCGAACAAAUGGCGGUUGAUGUAAAAGCUGCCGAUAAAGAAGUAAAGACUGCCAGUAGCUACCAAAAAAAAGGUACCAGGCGGCGUAUCAUUCUCCUUCUAAUAUUAAUGGUUGUUGGCAUGUUUAUUCUACUGACGCUUAAACGAAAGAGUCAUGGAUAA